CCGAUCCUGGAAUCCCCAAAUCGUCAGAUAAACCUCAUUGUAUUUCUCUUUACCGGAGAAGUCCAUUUUCUCUUUCUAUCUCUCUGAUUAUUCACCGGAAGAGACAGCUCCAUCAACAACUUGGAUCAAUGGCUGCGGCGGCGAAUACCAACCCCAACAGUCUUCCGGUUGUGCCGUCACCGAAGAGGCCGCCGCAACCAGCUAAGACCAUCGAUGCUCACUCGGUCCUCAAAAGGUUGCAGUCUGAACUGAUGUCUCUAAUGAUGAGUGGUGACAGUGGAAUAUCAGCAUUCCCGGAAGAAGACAACAUAUACUGCUGGACAGGGACAAUCACAGGUAGCAAAGAUACGGUUUUCGAAGGAACGGAAUACAAACUCACUUUGGCCUUCCCUAAUGAGUAUCCAUUUAAGCCCCCCACUGUUAAGUUUGUGACUGCAUGUUUUCAUCCCAAUGUCGAUGGUCAAGGGAACAUAUGCUUGGACAUUCUUCAGGACAAAUGGUCUUCUGCAUAUGAUGUUAGGACUGUACUACUUUCAAUCCAGAGUUUGCUUGGAGAACCAAACACGAGCUCACCUCUAAACUCUCAAGCGGCAGCGCUAUGGGGCAAUGGAGAAGAGUAUAGAAAGGUGGUGGAGCAGCUAUAUAAGCCCACUCUGUAGUUUCAAGAUCUCAACCCCCCCCCCCCCCUGUUUUUCUGAGAAGAGGCGAGAUUUUCAUGGCAUUCUUCAUAUUAAAGAUGACGUGGGAGUAAAGCAGUGGUUGCAGUGCUUAGUAAUAGCUUGAAUAAUGUUGAUGAUGAUGAUUAAGGCUCACUUUGAUGCUUCUAGCAUAUACACUCCCAUUUAUCUACUUCAUUUAUCACUUGUAUAUUUCUCCUUGUCAACAUAUAUGCGUAUUGGUGAUAAGCUAUAGAUGUUGGCUACGUUCGGUGGCGGAUUUCAGCCCCAAAUAAGCUGAAUUUUCUAAACAAAAAUACUUUUACACAUAUUUGUGAAGGCUUUUUUUGUCCGUACAGACAAAAAAUGCCUACACAGAUGUGUAAAAGUAUGUACACCAAGUCCAAUUGAUUGGAGAAAGGGCUGCACUAAGUUUAAACUGAAAUUUAUGGACUGAAUCAUAUUAGAAAUACUAUAUUCACG
Molecule: messenger RNA, 1139 nt
Organism: Cuscuta epithymum
Lineage: Eukaryota; Viridiplantae; Streptophyta; Magnoliopsida; Solanales; Convolvulaceae
Source: the annotation of a GenBank genome assembly